AUGUACAUCAACAUCUCUCUUGAACUUCACACAACUUACGCAGCUCAGCUCAACAUCCUUCGGACUGAACAGUCAGUAUACCCCCACGUUUCGUACCAGAUCACCGAUCUAACACCCAUCAUGGUUAAGCUCCCCAAAAACCCUCCAGCCCCAAAGUCUCCCGGGCCUAUUCCGGCGCUGCGUCAGGCCGAAGACAAGCCAAACAAGCUGUAG
Messenger RNA from Penicillium antarcticum, 213 nucleotides. RefSeq lists its product as uncharacterized. Bases 1 to 213 code for a protein of 70 amino acids. The record is from RefSeq and is a predicted model, not a curated record. NCBI's taxonomy places the organism in Eukaryota, Fungi, Ascomycota, Eurotiomycetes, Eurotiales, Aspergillaceae. The transcript has a single exon.